Lutra lutra (Eurasian river otter) is the source of this 1349-nucleotide messenger RNA. RefSeq names its product G protein-coupled receptor 12 (gene GPR12). Gene Ontology annotation, cellular component: membrane. Gene Ontology annotation, biological process: G protein-coupled receptor signaling pathway. The record is from RefSeq and is a predicted model, not a curated record. NCBI's taxonomy places the organism in Eukaryota, Metazoa, Chordata, Mammalia, Carnivora, Mustelidae. Gene Ontology annotation, molecular function: G protein-coupled receptor activity. The coding region runs from base 91 to 1095 and encodes 334 amino acids. The transcript has 2 exons.
GCGCGGACAUGCGACACGAGUAGCCCGCGCGCUUCGGAAGCACCGGAGGACCCCCUUCGGCCUGGGCGCGGCAAGAGGACGGGGGUUAAAAUGAAUGAAGACCUGAAGGUCAAUUUAAGCGGGCUGCCUCGGGAUUAUUUAGAUGCUGGCGCUUCGGAGAACGUCUCGGCGGCUGUCUCCUCCCAGGUUCCUGUUGUAGAGCCAGAGCCAGAGCUCGUUGUCAACCCCUGGGACAUUGUCUUGUGUACCUCAGGAACCCUCAUCUCCUGUGAAAAUGCCAUUGUGGUCCUUAUCAUCUUCCAUAACCCCAGCCUGCGAGCACCCAUGUUCCUGCUGAUAGGCAGCCUGGCUCUUGCAGACUUGCUGGCCGGCAUCGGACUCAUCAUCAAUUUUGUUUUUGCCUACCUGCUUCAGUCAGAAGCCACCAAGCUGGUCACAAUUGGACUCAUUGUCGCCUCUUUCUCUGCCUCUGUCUGCAGCUUGCUGGCUAUCACUGUUGACCGCUACCUCUCCCUGUAUUACGCUCUGACAUACCACUCGGAGAGGACGGUCACAUUCACCUAUGUCAUGCUCAUUAUGCUCUGGGGGACCUCCAUCUGCCUGGGACUGCUGCCUGUCAUGGGCUGGAACUGCCUCAGAGACGAGUCCACCUGCAGCGUGGUCAGACCUCUCACCAAGAACAACGCGGCCAUCCUCUCCGUCUCCUUCCUCUUCAUGUUUGCGCUCAUGCUUCAGCUGUACAUCCAAAUCUGCAAGAUUGUGAUGAGGCACGCCCACCAGAUAGCCCUGCAGCAUCACUUCCUGGCCACGUCCCACUACGUGACCACCCGGAAGGGGGUCUCCACCCUGGCCAUCAUUCUGGGGACCUUUGCUGCUUGCUGGAUGCCUUUCACCCUCUAUUCCUUGAUAGCUGAUUACACCUACCCCUCCAUCUACACCUACGCCACCCUCCUGCCCGCCACCUACAACUCCAUCAUCAACCCCGUCAUUUAUGCUUUCAGAAACCAAGAGAUCCAGAAAGCCCUCUGUCUUAUUUGCUGCGGCUGCGUCCCCUCCAGCCUCUCACAGAGAGCGCGGUCACCCAGCGAUGUGUAGCAGCGUUCCCCCUUAGGAGGACACCCUGCCCACUCCGUUCUGCAUUUACCAAGCACUUCCACUGCCCGGCCAAAUGGUUGAGACUGCUGUCCUUAAAUUCUUUCUCUCGGAUUCUAUCUUGAGCCACGGGAGCACUAGGCAUUGUAGAUGAGUCAAGUGAGUGAAGUGAAAAUAAUGUUGCCAGUGUUUUCAACCUUAAAAAAAGAGAAAAAAAAUGACCGAGUUCUUUGCUCAAGAUUAUUUUGUUCUGUUUC